Messenger RNA from Sclerotinia trifoliorum, 1144 nucleotides. The record is from the annotation of a GenBank genome assembly. NCBI's taxonomy places the organism in Eukaryota, Fungi, Ascomycota, Leotiomycetes, Helotiales, Sclerotiniaceae.
AAUAAGCUAUUAAAAACGUGACAUGGUGACAAUCUCGCGUCACUGGGAAAACGGGCACGGCGCAUGAAUUUGAUCGCUCAACCUCUUUCGUGACUUGUGUAUGCAAAACUUCAUUCACACCAAAUCAAAACAUAUAUUCAAUUAUUACCAUCAAGAAUUUAGGCAUUCAUCAAUCAUGCCUCCACGCUCCCGAAACCGCUCUAAAUCUCCAAAGUGCCACCUCCUCGCACUUCCGCGCGAGAUUCGAGACGAAAUCCAUCGAUAUGUACAAUGGAGCCGGGGAAGUCGCAAACCAGACAACACAAUUCGUCCCUUCGUGCUGACGAUCUUCCAACAGGCCGAACGGCAGGAGGAAGGACAUCCUGAAGCUCGAUUUCGACCAGACGAUGAAGACCUACUUAUACUUGGACGAACCUGCGAACAACUUUACCACGAAUCAAACCAGAUUUUCUACGGUGAAAAUACAUUUAUAUUCUUCCAUACGUGGGGCUUAUACUGCUAUCUCUAUAUGAUUGGUGCAGAGAAACGAGCAUAUAUUCGACAAAUCUAUUGCAGUUUCCUUGGAGAUGAGAGGGUGGCGGCUUUUCAAUUGCUUGGCGAGUGUAAAGCUUUGAAACAUCUUACAAUAGAAGUUAAUAGGAUGACAAUGUAUGGAAGUAGGAAGCCGCAAAAGGAUCUCAUGACCGCCAAAGGUGUUGGUGCAUUGAGGAAAAUACGAGGAAUGGAGAAUUUGGUGGUAGAUGUGGUGGAUUCUGUCAAUUUUUACACACGAAAUCACGAGCAACUCUCAAGACCAACACCCGAGCGUUAUUUCAAGCUGGAAGAUGUUCAAGAAUUUGAGAAGUUAUUGACGGAAGAGAUGAAUAUGAAAGAGGAGGCUCCGAAGCAGGUUCUAGAUAGAUCAUCGAAAAAGAUUGUGCUGAAACCAAAGCCCAAGAGCUCCAAGCCUGCGAAGGUCUCGAAAACUCAAGCCGUACAUUCUGGCAGGGUUAAAAAGUCGAGAAUCUCAUCCACGAAGAAGUGAAGAAAAAGGUUAAAGUUGAUGGAAAGAGGAAAUGAGCUUACUGUCGUGAUUCUUGGUAGCAGGCACCGUUAUCUGGUUUAUUCUUGUUUGCGGGGUGGAGGGGAGUGGGAACGAGCGUGG